AUUGUGACUGUGACACCACUGGGCUUCACACAAGGAUGGACGCCGACCUGACCUUCUCCUCUCGUCGGUCUCCCGUCGUGUGUUUACACGGCUGUGUGGCGUCCAGUCAGUCGCUAGCUUCGACGGUGGGACUGGAUGUGCUGAAGCUGGGUGGUAAUGCUGCAGAUGCUGCGGUUGCUAUAGCAGCAGCACUGGCAGUGACAGAACCGUUCAGCACUGGCCCGGGUGGAGAUGCGUUCUGCUUGUUCUACAACGGAAAGACUGGGGAGAUCAGUGGAAUUAACGGCAGUGGGCGUUCACCCAAAGCGCAGACCCUGGACCUCAUGGAAGGACGUGGCUACACUGCUGAUGCGCCUCCUUCCCUCUUUGAUGUCUUGAAUGUCACAGUACCAGGGGCUCCUGCAUGUUGGUGUGACACUGUACAUCUGUUUGGUAGUGGCAAGCUGUCUUUGCAGGGGGUGCUGGGUGGUGCGGUGGAGCUAGCAGAGGUGGGGUUUCCUGUUGCUGAGGUAACAGCUCACCACUGGGCGAAGGGGGUGGCUGCUUUGAGAGAUGCUGGGAAGGAACUAGGCGGAGACCUGCUGCUGGACAAUCGUGCACCUAAAUGUGGACAAGUAUUCAGAAACCCUGCCCUCGCUCAAACCCUCAAGGAGCUGGGUGAGCGUGGCAAAGCAGGUUUCUACCAGGGAAGAGUGGCCCAGGCCAUCGUUGAUGUCAUUGGCCGACAUGGCGGAGUCAUGACCUUGGAUGAUCUCAGCGGCCAUGACAGUGAGGUCAUCACACCCAUUAGUACAGAAUAUAAGGGUGUGCAUCUGUGGGAGCCUCCUCCUAACAGCCAGGGACUGGCUGCUCUGCUGCUGCUCAACAUCUUGGAGAACUUUUCUGUCAAAGGUUUAGGUCAUAACAGCUCUGACUACAUCCACGUUUUGGUGGAAGCGGUGCGUUUGGCACUAACGGAUGCGCUGUGUUACCUCGGCGAUCCAAACCAUGUGACCCUCCCUGUGCAAACCUUACUGCAUAAGACGUACAGCCAGCAGCGAGCACGGAGCAUUAGCAUGAACAGGGCUAUGGAGGGAGUGAAGCCUGGCCAGAUGACAGGAAGUGACACGGUCUAUCUGUGUGUGAUUGACAGCCAGGGUAACGCCUGUUCAUUUGUUAACAGCACUUAUAUGGCCUUUGGGACUGGCCUGGUUCCCAAUGGCUGUGGAUUCUCACUGCAGAAUCGCGGGGCCAACUUUUCUCUGCAUCGUAAUCAUCUUAACUGUGUUGCUGGAGGGAAACGUCCAUAUCACACCAUAAUAGCUGCACUUCUCACUGACUCGGCACCAAAACCACAACUUCUUGCUGCACUUGGGGUGAUGGGGGCUUUUAUGCAACCGCAAGGACACAUCCAGGUGUUGUUGAACAUGUUGGAGUUUGGCAUGAAUCCUCAACAAGCUCUGGAUGCACCAAGAGUUCAUGUACAGUACGAUCAUAGAGCUGAUGAGUGGGUGAUAAAUCUGGAGGAGGGGGUCGAUGGGAAGGUGGCCAAGGAGCUGAGGAGACGGGGACACAGAGUGAACUGGCCAGUCACAGGCCACGAGAGAUCUCAGUUUGGGCGGGGACAGAUCAUCACAGUGGGGGAGUGGUGGAACACAUCUGUCAAUCAAGCUGCUCAUUCAACCAGGGUGUUGUGGGGCGGAUCAGACCCCAGAGCUGACGGAUGUGCGCAAGGAUAUUAAUAGGCAAAUCAUUGGACGAAUUGAUUACCAAUUCCUGGAGCACAGACACUAUCAGGUUUCAGUCUUCACUGCUUUACAAUGGUUCAAUAGGUUCAUGCUGCAUUAUGAAGUGCCUGAUUUCAUGUCCUUUGCAUUUCUCUAUUGUAUGUUUACUUACACGUUUAUGUUUGUAAUCUACUGCUAUGACCUAUAGCAGCAGACUAUACAUUUAAUCUAAAUUUAUCUGGAGUUGUACACAAUACUUUAGAAUGAAUAACACUGUUGUCCCUAUAUGGUCCUUGAUUUUAAACAGGAAAUUGAAUGUCAUGUAAUAUUAUGUUAGACACUAAAGAUUAAUUAAUAAUUCUUAGGAUAAUUAUUUAUUUUAGUCUGUUUGUUUCGUUGCUGAUUUGUUGCUAUGAAGAGACAGGUCGUUACUGGAUAUUUAUAAUCUUAAUGAUAGUAAUGUAAUGGUGAUAAAUGUGAAUGAUCUCAA
This is a messenger RNA of Betta splendens (Siamese fighting fish), 2196 nucleotides long. RefSeq names its product transmembrane 4 L six family member 18 (gene tm4sf1). Lineage: Eukaryota; Metazoa; Chordata; Actinopteri; Anabantiformes; Osphronemidae. The transcript is spliced from 12 exons. The record is from RefSeq and is a predicted model, not a curated record. The coding region runs from base 36 to 1721 and encodes 561 amino acids. Gene Ontology annotation, cellular component: membrane.